UGCAUAACAAUGAAAAAUAUAAGCCAUAAUAAGUACUAAGAAGUAUUUCUAAGCAGUUUUAAAACCACAUAGAAGUCUGUAAAGUGUCAAGACCACAAUCAAAAUCUCAUCCAAUAACCCCUUGUCCAGAUUAUAUCUAGAGUAAAGCUGACACAUAUUUUUGAAAAGAACAUUCAGUUGUGACCAUCUGACUCAAGUGUCUCUUACACAAGCAUCCACAGAUAGAAUUCUGCCAUGAUGUACUGUACUUUAUGAUGUGCCCAAUAAAAGAGAACAUGAUUUGAACUGGAAAUAAAUUUAAUAACUUUCCCCCAAUACUAUAAAAUUAUGUUAUGCAUGAGUGGAGAGUUUCGCACAUACAAUGUACAGGCAUUAAGAAAUGUAUAAUGUUUAUUAAUUUGUGUUUCAAAUCACCUUGGUAAAAUGAGACAUUUGUAGUUUAUCAUUACACCAAUCUUGAGUUCAGUUUUAAUUUGCACCUACUAAUAAUAACUUUACUGCAUUAGUCAUCUUUUCCAUGGUUCAUGGUAGCAGGAUCGUAAUUCUCAUACCCCAGUAAGGUUUUCUUGGUUAAUUCGUAUUCCGUACAUGGGGGUAUUUUGAAAUGUUUGUUGUGUAUGUUAGUAUUUGAAUAAUUUUUAUUUAGAAAGUGUAAUAAUUUUUUGUAGUAAGUUGAUAUUAGUCCGUGCAUGUGCCGCACAGAUGGCAGCAAUAAUUACUAUGAGCAAUUCCAUGGGAGUUAAAAGUUGAGUGAGGUGUUAGCCAUAAUAAUUUCCAGAGAUUAUCUAGAUUUGAAAAUCCGAGAUGAUUUUUGAUGGUUAUAACCUGAAGCCAAUUCGAAUUCGGAAGUUCGUUGGUAACUUAGUUUUUACUUGUAUAACCAUUGUUUUAUUUUUGUAUUUGAGAAAAAUAAAUUAUCACAGUAUACCUUUUAUCCACAUUUAUGAUUUAUUUAUUCCUAAUAAAACGACUAGAUACAAUAUGUAAACGUCGCUGGAUGAAGAGCAUCUUAGGCAGUCACUGGAUGACAGGUUUGCCACAUGUAUGGGUACUGGACAGUGUGAAAUUACUCAAGAACUGAAAUUCUAACUGUUAGGGUCAGAAUUCGUGAAGUGUAAUUUUGGACAUGUUAAGCUGUGAACUUAAAUAAGAAUUCCAAUGAGUGGUUACAACUAUAAUAGCAGGAGGAGUAAGCGAAGAGGAGAUUCUGGGUCACAAAGGGGUAGAAGUGGUCAGAAUUCAAGUUACUGGCAAGACAGUCACUAUGAACCAUUUAAUACAUAUAAUCAAUACCAGUUCCCUCAGUUAGUAUUUCCGCACCAGUGGAAUCAUGUUUCUUGGGAUAAUCAAAAUAAUUACAGUGACACAUAUAGAAGAGAACCCAUUCCUCAGAAUCAGCAUCUUCCAAGACACACAUUCAAUUCUGGUCAAGGUCACACCAGAACUUCUGGUCAUGCUUCAUCUCAUAAGGGGAAAUCUUCAUGGUCAGACCCUAGAAACCGACAUAACCAAAAACGGCAUUCAUCACCAUCAUCUUCUAGAAAUCAGUCCUCUUCACAGCGGAAAGUUACAAGCCCACCUCUAGGAUCUGAGGAGGCUCGAAAGAAAACUCUUGCCAAGGCCAGAGACAAAAUAAAGAGCUAUUUGCUUUCAUUCAAGGAUAAAAAACCUGAGGGCUUAGAAAACCUUCUCUCCAAUGAAAGACAACAAAAAAGAACAGAAUCUACCAGAGCCAGCCCACUGAGGUUAAAUAAACCGGAUUGUUCUGAGCUUCAGUUAACACCGAGUGAUUUAAAAGUAAUUGGAAUGGUCAACACAUCUGGAGCUCGUACCUCAUUAGAAUUGGCUCUAAUGGGAAAUCAAUCUGUUGAAACCAUUUCCACAAAUGAAUUGAAAGAUUCAUCAAGUAGGACAGAAAUAGCAGCUCAAAGUUCAGAUGAUUCUGAGAAAGAAUUGGUUUCCAAUUUUGGAUGUAAUACAUUUAAUGCUCCUGACAUAAAAUUGCUAGGCAAUGAAGAAAGGUUCAGUAUGUCUAGCAGCCUUGAAGGAAGGGAAAUGGGAUUGAGAGAUUCUUACAAACAAGCAGAACGAGGACCUCCUUCAACCUAUAAGUGCAGCAGAUUUACUUCUGGAUCAAGUAGUCCAAGACAACUGGCAUCUAGUGAAGUUGAGACAUCAAGCUCUUAUCCAUGUGCCCAAUCCAGCAUGUCAAAUCCAGCAGACAAUUCUGACCAGUCCAGGGAUGGCACAAACUCAAGGAGCUCCUGUGAACAUCCAUCCGGUAGCAGUGAACGUGAACCGAAAAGAUCUCUUAAAAAUUUAAAACAGCGUAUCAUCCAGCAAUUUUUAAAAAUGGGAAAGAAUAAUUUGAAGGACCUGAUAAAUAAUCCUAGAUCCCGAAAAUUUGAAUUUGCAAUGAAUCAUCUGAUGAAAGAGCAUCGACUGCUGUUGUCUAGGGAGCUAAGGACACUGGCUCAGUCAAGAAUUAGAGGCCAAGAUGUAGAAAAUCAAGAACAUGGUGAUCCAUUAUGUGACACAAAUUCUAUGUUAGAUACUGACAUUGCAAUCAACUUCUCUCACCUUCCUCAGGAAGUUAUUGAGCAGCUUGGAAAUCUCUUGCAAUUGAAUCUGUUGGAUAAUGCAGAAUCCAUAGAUUUUCAGCCCAUAACUGUUGAAGAUGAAAAUAGUGUUCAUGAUUUGCAGAAUAUUCAAGCUCUACAAGUUGCUUUACUUUCAGAAGAAGAUAUAAAAAGAGAAGUUAUAGAAAGUGAAAAGAAACCAGUGGUUGCAACAGAAGUUAUUGGCAAUGCAGUGAAUGAAAGUGUAACAGAAAAAGACUUGGUAGAAGGACAGCUUGGCUCAACAUCAGAUUUUCAGCAGAACUGGUCAGCAAUGGAUUCAGGAACAGGGCAGAUCGAGGAUUCACUGAGGAGGCCAAUGGAAUAUGAACAAAAAAUAAUAAUUGAAGAAGGUGGAGCAGUGAAGAAGCCUAGAGCGGAAUCCAAUACGUGGCCAGGUUACAUACCAUUGGGAAAAGGAUUCAUGAACAGAAGUGGUGAAUUUGGAAAUCUAUUUUCUGGUUGCUUCGACACGAGAUCUACUGCAUCUGAAGCUGUAGAUGGGCAGAAGAAUGUGAAAGAUGUUCCAUGCACCAAAGAAAUUGAUGGAGAAGUAGUGAUGCAUCCUCAAGCAGAUUCAGAUCAGAUAUCUGCUAGAACAUUUGACAAAGUAAUGAGUCCAAAUUUAGCACAUAUAAGAGCAACAGAUGAGAUGGUUGAUUGCAACUCUUCCUUGCAGACAAAUGUGAUGCCCAGUGAAGUUUUGGACACUGAGUUGGGUGAAGAUUCUAAUAAAUUUGAAAAUAAUUCCCUGAUAAAAAAGUCUCGUUCAGAAAGACUUGCCAAUGAUUGUUUGACCAACACUGACAAAAGAGUAGAAUCUUGCGGUGAGGAUAACUGGAAUGAUGAUUCUCAUGAAGAAGGAUUUGAUAGCUCUCACCAUACAUCUGAUGACAUUGGUACUAAUUUCCCUGCAUCUGCAAAUGUCAUUCAAGCUAAAGACUUGUUAAAAGAUUUGGCAGAUGCACAGGAACCUUCACAAUGUUCUUUAGUUGCCGAUGGACGUGGUAGAUGCUCUGCAAAUUCUGAUGGAUCCUUGACAGAUAAUGGAGAACUAUUGAAAGGGUCUACAGUUGCUGAUAAACCUAUAGAAGGCUCUAGUGAAUGUACAGGUGCAUUAUUUAAAGAUAGUGAUGUUAUUAAUGUGAAUACUUUGUUAAGAAAGGUCAGUGAAGAAAUGGAUAUUUCAACUGAAGAUCCUGGUCCUAGAGAAACUGAAACUAAAGAUGGAGAUUUUGAAGAAUUGAACUCUGUCACAACUAGACUACCUGAUAACCUGCAGAUAAAUUUGAAUACUUAUGGCUGUGAUGAGAACUCACAAUUAGAUAUAAAUGAAGGCAGUAGCUAUAAUGUUGAAGACACAAAAGUCAACAUGGAAACAAACCAAGAAUUUAUUACAUCUGAAAAACAGAAUGAAGAAGUUGCAGUGACUGAUCCACACAGUGAAGCAAUGGAUGGAAGCUUCGUUCUCACUGGUAAUGAUACAGAAAAUAUAAAUGUUAAUGAGAGCAUUAAAACACACAGAAAUAGUAGUCAAUCUGCUAGUGCAUCUAAUGAAAUUCACAUUUCUCCUUCCAAAUAUAUGCAAGCAGAAAAUAUCGGUGUUGAUGACCUGUGUGAUGACAAAAAUGAUCUGCCUGUUGCAGAAUACAUAGCAAAUACUACUGUAGAUAAAAUCCAUGUUGAUAAUUCUGCUGAUAAUUAUAAGGUAGUUGUGAAUGUCAGACCAGUCUCUGAGAAAACUGAAGAGAAGAAUGGAAAUAGUUUCAUCGCAGUGAAGAGUAUUAUACCAGAGGUAGAUGACUCUAGAGGAACUGAUAGUCUUACUGCUGAAGCACGUCAGUCAUCCAUUAAUUACGCUGCGGCCAAAUAUGAAACCUGUAAUGAGAAUAUACAAACUUUACCUUAUAAUGUGGUUAAGAUUGAGAAAUGUGACAGUGCUGGUGAGGAUGGGACUUCAUUAUUUGAAGAAGAACUACAAUGUAAAAAUUGUAUGGAUGCACCCGGAGUUCCAGAACCCCAACGUCUUUGUAGCUCAGCUGAGACUCAGACAUCGUUCCUUUGUAACCCAUUUCAGGAAGUGACUAGAGUAGAAAUAAGCACACAGACUCAGCCCCCUGAGGAGUUUGAUUCUGAUGAUAUUCAGAGAAUGUUACAACUUCUAGAAAAGUCAAGUCAACUCUCACCAGAACUAGCAGAAUUACUGACAGAUCAUUUUUCGUCGAGGAAGGCAACCAAAGAGAAUGAAUCGCCAGAAUUGUCAAGGAGUGUUAAUGCUGAAAAAGAUUGUGCAACGUCUGCCUCAAAGCACAAAGCACAAUGUUUAAUUCAUCCUCUCAACUCAACAGUUUCACCAAGUCCUCCCAUUUCUGUUUCUGAGAAUCAUGACGUGGAUUCAACUGUACAAACUACAUCUUUGCCACACACUUCAGAUCUUUCAUGUCCUCUCGAUGGGAUGGAACCCAGUUUUAGGGGACCCUCCUUACAUGGUAAAGAGGGAAGGAUGAGUACCACAAAGCAAAUAAGACCGACUAAGCAAGAUGACACAAGCACAGGAUUAAACAUAGUGCAGAAAGUAAGAGUGGCUAGCAAAGAAACUGAAUGCUCAGCUGGUGUUAGUAGCGUUGAUGCAACAGACACAAGUAGCUCUUGUGCAGCCACUGGCAAAAUUGCUGAUAUUGAUGGUGGUCCGAGUGGUGAUAGCAUGGACACAAGGAGAGAUUUUCAAGGAACUGCAGUGGGGUCAAGCAGCAAAAUUGUGUUCCUGAAAAUGUUAGAAAUAGACAAAGAAAUCCAGAAAUUGAUGGAAGUUAAAGUUGAAUUAUACAAGAAAUUGCACCCGAGUUUAGAAAUUGAUUUUCCUUGUACUGACAGAAAUAGCAGUCAUUCACCUAAAUCAAGAGGGUUGCAAUAUGCAAAUCCAACCACAGAAGCAUCAUCUGACACUGUUUGUAACAGAGUAAUGUUAAGCAGUAAUCAUAACACACAGCAAAUGCAUAUGGGUUUACUAACAGUGAACAAUAAUGAUCCAACUGGCAGUUCAUUUACAAGUGACAGACUGACACCCACUUCAACCCCCAUGGUAAUGUUGCCAAUACAUUACGUUCUAGGAUCCUCAGCUGAGCUACAAAAUACUCACUUAUCUGUGCCAAGGCAGAAGCUAGGUGAAUGUUUGAAAACUUUCGACACUUCUGUUGUGGAGGCUGUGCUGAACAGUUUUAAUUUGCCGGAUUGUCGGAGUAGGGGAGGAGAUGCUGCUGUGGCUCAUUCUUCAGACCAUGAAAACCAAAAUAAGAUGUUAGGUGACGUUGGCGAAGCAACCCCUUUGAAAUCCAAAUCAGGUCAUUUGGAUGGCAACAAUGCUAACAAGGGUAGAAGGCAUUUGGCUCCUCAUUUUUCUACUCAUGAAGAAUCUCAUCAAUCUGAAACAAAUUCUUCACUUCCAGAAGCCGUGAGUCUGAAGAUACAAGUUUCAGAGCCAAAACUUAAUGUAAGCAGGCAGCGCUACUAUGGUAAGAAGAAGAAGAAGUCUCAUGUGCAGCAUAAAACUGGUAUUGCCACAAAUAAGAUGUCUUCUCGGUCAGUUGGUCAAGAGAACAGCGGCAUUGGAGGUAACUCAGAUGCCAUUGCAGGGAAACCUAUUCAGUCUGAUUCAUUAAUGCAGACUGGAGGAGACGAACUACAAAAUAGAAGACAAGCGUACAGUUGUGAAAGUAAACACCAGAAAGAAAAUUUAAGCAGGUGCAGAAGUACAAGGCACAAAGUAAAAAACAUGAACCAUGAGAAAGAAUCUUCACAGUCUGAUAGUAGUUCUGUGGUGCAAGAUAGAAAGGAGACACAUUCAUCAGUUAAAACUAAAGUUCCAACAAAAGACGAUAAACAGUCUGUAACUGAUUGUUCACCUUCAAGUAAAAGGCCAACAAGACAUUCCCAGAGAAUGUUUUGUCAGGCAGAUAAUUCAUUUUGUAGAAGCAGGAGGAACACAAGGAGUGGGUCUCAUAGUGAUGUGGAAGUUCAACUUCAAGAAGCGACAGAAAUAGUAAAGAACAGGGAAAGAACUCGGUCAUCCAAAGGAAGAAAUUCCAUAAGUCUUCAUGAAUCAGACAGUGAAUCUGACAGUGUAAGUACAGUUCCCUGUAAAAGGAAAGUUACAGAAAUUCUUGAUAGAAGUUCACAAGACGAACUGUCAAAACCUGCCACACAAAGCAGGAGCAGAAGAUCAUGUAUUAGAAUUGCUUCCAACUUUCAGGACAUGCAGCCAACUGUAAUGCAUGGAAAUGCAACUGAAAUGAGUACAAAAGUGAAGACGGUGAAAGUAGGGCAGACAGUCGAUGUUGAUGAAAGUGCUGUGUCUGCUAGGCAACUGAGAAGAAUCCAGAAUAGUAACAACCAUGAUACGUUUUUGUCUUCUGAAGUACUAAACUCUGGUUUGUCUUUUGAAAGUUUUCCCUCUUCAAGGAGUAGACGUCACGGUGGUGGUACACAAAAGAGGAGACCCGAUGAAUUAGAAGGUCCACCUAAUAAGGUUCAACGUCUUGGUCCAAAACUGGACCUACUGCAGUGGAAAUUACAGGACUGUUUUGUUAAGGUAAAACCAUUAGCUAUAGAAACAGUAGCUCACUCUCUGCCAUCUGAAGAACUUACUACAACAGACAGUGUCGGUGAUCAGAGAAUUCGAACGUUUUCAAGUUCUUCAGAUGAACUUUCUGUGGUAGAGUUUGUUGGAAAGCAUAAGAAAGAAAGAGACAGAAAAGAACAGGCUCAAGUAGAGGGCUCCAGUAAUGAACAAGAUCAUCUUGGAGGUAUUCCUGAUACUUUUAGUUGCCAGUCGCAACCAGCUGAUCUCCGUAUCAGACCAUGUGGAAACGAUCCUUCAAGUCCAGUUCAUUUAUCUCAUGAUCUUAUGCAGUCAGAUUUACCAAUACAAUUGCAGGGACAUUGUACUCUUCGUGAUGUAGUUACACAAGAUGAAAACAGUCUCUCAACUCUUUUGUCCGACGUAUUAUCUGUCACGAGUGAUGGAGACCAGUCUGCUGCCAAAAGGAGCGGGAAUGGUGAUGGAAGUGAAAGAGAUUUACAGCUGAUUGCAGAUGACAAAGAUGAGUGUGACCGAGAUUCAACCUGUUCAUAUGACACCCCUCAGGAGGGCCGAGAGGGAACAGAAUCCAAGCACAAGCUCUCCAAGAAACACAAGAAGGACCCUAAGCCAGAUGGUAUAGAGCGUUUAGUAUUUGAAUCACAUAAAGGGCCCAUCUUAGAUAUUAAAACUGUGGGCAGGCACAUGUUGGCUGCGUCUGAGGAUGGAAGUGUGUACUGCUACUCUCUGAAGAGUGGGAAGUUCAAGAGGAAAUACGAAGGCCAUAAUGCUGCUGUCACUUGUUUGUGUGUUAUUGAGUGCAGUAACAACGGUGUCAGCACUGAGUUGGAAGCUGCAAGUGAAGAACAAAUGGCACCUGACUUGUUUUUCACUGGUUCUCUCGAUAAACAUCUUCGGAAUUUUAGAUUCAAGACUGGAGAACUGGUUCAUAAUCCUGUGAAUGUUAGAAGUCCAAUCCAGUGCAUGGACCAGAACUGGGGAAUAGUAUUUAUUGGGACUCAGACUGGUGAAGUGGUACGGUUUAAUAUCAAGACGUCAUCCUUAAUUGGUGAACCUAUGAAAAUUGACAGGGAGUCAGUUUUAUCACUUCGAGCUACAAAGGAAGGUGCUCGUCAGGUUCUGAUAAUUGGAAGUCGAAAUAAGCCCAUUACGGUGAGGGAUGCAGCUACAGGAUUACUGUUACGUACCGUGUGCAACAGCUGGAGUCAUACCGUGUACAGUUCAGUUCUCAGCUCAGGUCUCGUGUACUUUGGCACCAAAACAGGCAUCAUACCAGUAGUUGAAUUUACGACUGGUGAUGAAGUGUGCAGAUUCAAGACGGCCUCGGGCGUUGUGUGCAUGAGGAUAUAUAACAACUUAUUGUUUGCUGGUUGCUAUGAUGGAAACAUAUACGUCUUCAGUAUUCAUGAUAAAAAACUAGUCACGUCUAUUCCAGGACCAGGAAAGAUGCUUUUAUGCAUGGAUAUUGUCAAAAACAGGAUUAUUGCAGGAAUCAAAGACAACAAUAAGCUAGAAGCGUGGGCGUUUCCACAAGAAUUACGGUGCCAUCUUAAGGAAGCAAAACACAGAUGAAAGGUGAAGUGUUAAUUUUCUACACAUUUGUUUGUCACUGUUCAUAUAUCUGGCAUAAAACCUUAAAUGUUGGUUUAUUUAUGUAAUUGGAGAACCAAAGAGUAUGAGGGGAAAAAAUAAUAUCAAAUUAAAAUAUAUUUUGUUAACAUUAUUAAAAAUGAAAUGAGGGAAGAAAAGACAGACACAGAUAGAAAAAAAUCUUAAUGGGAUAAUUGGGAAGACUGAAGAAGUGUGCAACAAAAGGUGACCUAUUCGUGGAAACAUCAGUAUAUUAUCAUCAUUUAUCUUUAACUUAUUUGCAUUUUGUCGCCAAAUUGUAACUUUCUUUUAGUUAUAGCUUAUGCAGGUAAAUCUUGAUAUACAAAGCUAGUACAUACUUGAUUUUAACCAUAAUUUCUUGUGAUUGGUAAGUUUUAGUAAAGACCAAGAAUAUGGAAUUUCAUACAAAUAUGUUCAUUUGUAUCAGUGUUACGCUUAUGGAUUGACAGAUAUGUAGACAAACAUGGAAAAGUUAAUGGGCAAUUUCGCAUCAUUACAAAUUAUGAUUACAAACCUUAACAUGUGUAUCAUGAUCAAUUCUUUGUAUAUUUGCUGAACUGAAUGCAAUUUAUACCCAUUUUAUAGGAUACCAGUACUUUCAAUUUCAGUGUUCUUUCCAGAUUUCAGUUGACUUACAGUUUCAAUUACUCAUAUGAAAUAAAAGUUUUCUCAGAUGUUUUCUCAUGACUUACGCUGUGUAGUGGUCAUUUACAGUCACUUGUAAUGUCUAAUUACGCAGACUUCAUGCUUUGUUUAAGAAAGAAAAGAUUUGCGCACAGAAAUUUUAGAAAUAUGUUCACCACUUGAGCAUGAAAGUAAAUGUCCUAUAAAUAUUCUUUGUCUUCACUUUAGGAUCCUGAAACUUUGAUGUCCAUUAAUUGUUCACAGGCAUUUUAGAGACACAUGUAGUUUCUUCAAGAAUCUCUCACUCACUUUGGAAUAAGGAACGCGCAUCUUUUUAGAUGCUGAAAUCAUGAUGUUUAAACAUGUAAUUGCAUAAUGUCUCAUGUUUGCAAGU
This is a messenger RNA of Zootermopsis nevadensis, 9844 nucleotides long. Lineage: Eukaryota; Metazoa; Arthropoda; Insecta; Blattodea; Termopsidae. The record is from RefSeq and is a predicted model, not a curated record.